AUGGUGAGAACAAGAAACGGGCCGCGAUCGAACGGAAUGCUGCCGCUGUUAGCACUUCACGCGGCGAGCGAGUAUUACAGACUCGACCGGAAGCCUCCUGUCACCGCCGGACUCAUUGCCGCCAAUUCUCUCAUCUACUUACGCCCUGCUUUUCUCGACCCCAUUCUCCCUUCCCUCCAAGAAGUCUGGUUCAACCCCCACCUCAUCCUCAAGCAUGGAGACUUGAAGCGCUUCUUCUUGUCGCCGUUCUAUCAUGUGGGAGAGUCUCACUUGGUUUACAACAUGCUCUCCCUCUUGUGGAAGGGAAUUCAAUUGGAAAAUUCAAUGGACAGUGCUGAGUUCGCUUCCAUGGUUGCUGUGCUACUGGGCAUGUCCCAAGGAAUCUCACUGCUGAUUUCCAAGUCCCUGCUCGCGUUCUUUGACUAUGAAUGGGCUUACUACACUGAAUACUCUGUUGGGUUUUCUGGGGUGCUCUUUGCCAUGAAGGUUGUGCUUAAUUCCCAGACUGAGAACAGUUAUGUUUAUGGAAUUCCGAUACCAUCUCGUUACGCUGCGUGGGCGGAAUUGGCUCUGGUCCAAUUUUUGGUUCCUGGUGUCUCUUUUAUUGGUCAUUUGGGUGGAAUUCUUGCAGGGCUUGUCUAUAUUCAGUUGAGGGGUUCUUACAAUGGCUCAGACCCACUUACUGUUAUCAUCAGAGGUCUUACUGGUGUGCUGAAAUGGCCUGUGAGAUUUUUACAACGCUUGUUUCCAUUCCGAAGGAGGCAGAUAUCCGGUAGAGGACCUGUUGGUGGGGGUCAGAGAGGAAUUUCUGUGUCUGGUUUCUGGAGAUGCCAUGCUUGUACGUAUGAGAAUUCUGCUUGGUUAGAUGUAUGCGAAAUGUGUUCGACAAAUAGGAGGGCCACUGGCAGUGCCAAUGGCAUGGCUUCACCUCCAUCGGCACAUUAUUCCGGUGACCUUCCUUUGGAAGAAUUACGUCGGCGGAGGAUGGAAAGAUUUGGGAGAUGA
This is a messenger RNA of Prunus armeniaca (apricot), 1005 nucleotides long. The record is from the annotation of a GenBank genome assembly. NCBI's taxonomy places the organism in Eukaryota, Viridiplantae, Streptophyta, Magnoliopsida, Rosales, Rosaceae.